Molecule: messenger RNA, 963 nt
Organism: Didymodactylos carnosus
Lineage: Eukaryota; Metazoa; Rotifera; Eurotatoria; Philodinida; Philodinidae
Source: the annotation of a GenBank genome assembly
AUGUCAACAGAAGAAUCUUCCUAUGCGGCAACCGUUGAUGUUGAUGAUAUUGACGAGAAUGAGGAUAAUGAACAUGAAAAAGAAUCAGAUACAGAGGCACAAUUUGAAGAUGUCCAACAUAUUCUGAACACAUUUGGCACUCACAUCACAUCGUCAUCUAAUUCUGCGCAACCGUCUCGGUCGCUACAACAAAAUCAACAUCUAUCCAUUGAAUAUUUUGAUUCUCUUCGUUAUGAAAUUAUGUACGAAAUUUCAAACGUUGAAAAACAAUUUGAACAAUUAAAAAAUCUUUUGUACGAUGAUAGUGUAUCAUUAAUCGAUCGUAAAUUACAAUUGGUUCAAGAUGAGCAAGCACCCGAAUAUGAACAUGAAUUACGAAAAUUAUAUGAUGAAAUGCAAAUACGAUCAGAAAUAGCUAAACAACGACGUAAUAUUGAGUUGCAAGCGUUGGAAAAUAGUAGUACGAGUGAAUUAUUAAGUUUACAACAGACAUUAGAAAACGAUAAAUAUAUAUUGAAAAGUGGAAUGAAAGAAGAUAUUGAACGAAAAAUUAAUGAAUUAGAAACAUUAAAAUCCAAAACACGUCUAUGUAUUCAUAUUCUUCAAGAAAUGUUUCCACAAGAAAUUAAUAUUAAAAAACAUUUAAAUUCUGUUGACGGUAAUACAAAAGAAACAACAAUGACUGCAAUAACAAAGAAAAGACGUGGAGGAGGGGCUGGUGGAAAUACAUCAUCAACAACGACAAUUCAAUCAAAUGGACAAGCAGUAUUCUAUCAACUAUCGGAUAUUGACAUACUGGAAGAUUGGUCUGUGAUUAAAAAAAGUUUAUGGAAAGAAGAAGAAGACGUGUAUGAUGAUAUUAGUUAUUCUGAUGCAAAGAUAAUUAGAAAUGAUUUUGAAAACGAAGGUGGUGGUCGAAAUAGUAGUAUAAUGUCAAGCGAAGAUGAAGAAAACAGUGUGUAG